Messenger RNA from Leptonychotes weddellii (Weddell seal), 3848 nucleotides. Lineage: Eukaryota; Metazoa; Chordata; Mammalia; Carnivora; Phocidae. The record is from RefSeq and is a predicted model, not a curated record.
AGCCUUUUGGGCGGGGCCUGGGCCGGCAGCUCCAGAGGCCGCAAUUUCACAUCGGAAACAAAACAGCGGCUGCUCGGGAAGGAGCCUCCCCUGCGAGCGGCCGGUGGCGGCGGCAAGGGAAGAGUAGACCUAAUCCGGAAGCCUGCAAGUGACAGCAGCCUGUGAGGUCCUUAGAAAGUUUGGUCUGGAGAAGAACACAUGAAAGAAAGAACCCCAAGAGGCUUUGUUUUCUGUGAAAAAGUGUUUCUAUACGGUUGCUCCAAUGGCAGAGUUACCUGCAUCCUUGUCCUACUUCCAGAAUGCACAGAUGUCCGAAGACAACCACCUGAGCAAUACUGUACGUAGCCAGAAUGACAGUAGAGAACGGCAUGAGCACACCAGCGAAAGGCGGAGACGUGGCAACUCUGGGCCAUUAUCUAAUGGACAACCCCAGGGUAACUCACGGCAGGUGGUGGAACAAGAUGAAGAAGAAGAUGAAGAGCUGACAUUGAAAUAUGGCGCCAAACAUGUGAUCAUGCUCUUUGUACCCGUGACUCUCUGUAUGGUGGUGGUCGUGGCUACCAUCAAAUCAGUCAGCUUCUAUACCCGGAAGGAUGGACAGCUAAUCUAUACCCCAUUCACGGAAGAUACAGAGACUGUGGGGCAGAGAGCCCUGCACUCAAUUCUGAAUGCUGCUAUCAUGAUCAGCGUCAUUGUUGUCAUGACUAUUCUCCUGGUGGUUCUGUAUAAAUACAGGUGCUAUAAGGUCAUUCAUGCCUGGCUUAUUAUUUCAUCUCUGUUGUUGCUGUUCUUUUUCUCAUUCAUUUACUUGGGGGAAGUGUUUAAAACCUACAAUGUUGCCAUGGACUACAUUACUGUUGCACUCCUAAUCUGGAAUUUUGGUGUGGUGGGAAUGAUUGCCAUUCACUGGAAAGGGCCUCUGCGACUCCAGCAGGCAUAUCUCAUUAUGAUCAGUGCCCUCAUGGCCCUGGUAUUUAUCAAGUACCUUCCAGAAUGGACAGCGUGGCUCAUCUUGGCUGUGAUUUCAGUAUAUGGUAAAACUCAAGACUCAACAAUGGUGUGGCUGGUGAAUAUGGCAGAAGGAGAUCCAGAAGCCCAAAGGAAGGUAUCCAAAAACUCCAAUUAUAAUGCACAAAGCACCGAAAGUGAGACCCAAGACCCUGUGACAGAGAGCGAUGAUGGUGGCUUCAGUGAAGAGUGGGAAGCCCAGAGGGACAGUCGACUAGGGCCUCAUCAUUCUAUGACUGAGACACGAGCUGCUGUGCCGGAACUUUCCAGCAACAUCCUUGCCAGUGAGGAUCCAGAAGAAAGAGGAGUAAAACUUGGAUUAGGAGAUUUCAUUUUCUACAGUGUUCUGGUUGGUAAAGCUUCUGCAACAGCCAGUGGAGACUGGAACACAACCAUAGCCUGUUUUGUAGCCAUAUUAAUUGGUUUGUGCCUUACAUUGUUACUCCUCGCCAUUUUCAAGAAAGCAUUGCCAGCUCUUCCGAUCUCUAUCACUUUUGGGCUGGUUUUCUACUUUGCCACAGAUUAUCUUGUACAGCCCUUUAUGGACCAGUUAGCAUUCCAUCAAUUUUAUAUUUAGCAUAUUUGCAGUUAGAAUCCCAUGGAUUUUUCUCCUUUGACUAUAAUGAAAUCUGGGGAGGACAAAGAUGAUUUUCCUGUGUCCACAUCUAACAAAGGCAAGAUUCCCAGCUGGACUUUUUGCAGCUUCCUUCCAAGUCUUCCUGACCACCUGUACCAUUGGGCGCUGGAAGGAGGGAUCUACAGAAAAUGAUUUGGACAUACGUCAUUGUGAUGGACUGAGUCCCUCGGUGCAAAAACUACCAGAUUUGAGGGACAAGGCUGAGGAGAAGGGACGGACCACGAAGUUGCUGUGCUCCCACCAGCAGCGUAACCCUUGGUCACAGGUGGAUUUUACCAACACUGCAGACUCUCAGGACUACCAUUACCAAGAAAUUAAAUGGCGUGGUUUAAACCAAACAGGACUCUUCAUCUUAAACUACAUGUUGAAGAUCAACCUAAUAAACCUGUCUUGAAUUCUGAACCUUUUCCAGAGGUACUGUAAGGAGAGCGGGCACCAGCAGCAAGAUGAAAAGGUUUUUGAAAAGGGGCUCCAACUUUCACUUUCAGACCUUUUUGCUGCAGACUUACCAUUUUUAGAUAAGACUUUUUUUUUUUUCACCUUGAGUCAAGUCAGGUGUAUAGGUUGAUUUUUGAAAAGUCUCGUUUUCAAGCACUGAAACUCAGUACCAUCAACGGUUGCCAUUUCUUCCCAUGGCCAGUCUGAACUGAUUUGAGGUUGCUUUAUCCUAAAAGUCUUAACCUCAGGUUCCAAAUUCAGUAACUUCUGGAAAGAAUGGAACUGUAUCCACAUGGUUUCCUAUCAGCCUUAGGUGCUGGAUUUUCCACCAAAUUCUUUAUUUUUAGACAUACUUGUAGGUUCACGUGCCCCUGGAUGCUUCCAUUCUUCCCGUCUCUCCCUGACUCCCCCGUAAGCAUUCUCUUAUACAGCAAAUGAGACAGCUCUGUUGUGGUAACAGAUGAUCCAGUUACUCUAGAAUUUUACUCUUUGUGUGGUGCAAAGAAUGUGUUAUGAAUCAGUGCUGUCAGCCUUGCUGUCAUAAUUUCUUCAGUAGCAAAUACAAUGUGUGCCCUAAGACAGUGGAAUUAAAGAAGAGUAAAAUGGCUGGUGAAGCACUUUUUGUCCUGGUUUUUCUUUUUUCUUUCUUUCUUUCUUUUUUUUUUUUACUACAAUCCAUUGUCUCUGACUGUGGGUCGGAAUUUGAAUCAACAGCCAAAAGCUGGUAGUUUAUAAAGUCAGUUGUGUCAGUACAAAGUAAGAGUUUGGAGAAAGCUAUGAUUUUACUCCGUGAGCCGUGCAUGGGAGGACCUAGGGUCAGGAGGAGAACCAGCUGCCAAGAAGAGAAAGAAGGGGCCUCUAAUAGCCAAUGGGACAAAAUGAGCUAACAUGCCGUGGGCAGAUGUUAAGGAGGAGAACCAAGUUAUUCCUCAAGAACCUCCCAGUGGGUGUUUUGUGCUUUCCCUUCUGCCUUACCUUUCAUUUCAGUGUACCUUUGAACUGGGCUGUCGGGCUGAGGCCCAGGGCAGCUCAGGUGGGGACAUGAACAGAGCCAUCAGCCUGUGGGCACAUGCCUCCUCUAAGCAAAGCUUUGCUGGGUACAACCCUUCUUCUACCACUGACCGCCCUUAGCCAUGGUGAUCAGACUGCAAGCAUUUGUGAGAAACUUAGUCUCUCCUUGUGGCUGAACAGAAAGGCCAGCUUUUCUUCUUGUGCCUGCUUUCUCUCCAGCCUAUCAUGUGAUCUGGUUUCUGGUUCUCCUUGGAGUUUAGAAUAUCUGUUUUCUGUCACAGAAUAUUAUAAACUAACUUUAGCAGUAGUGUGCUGGUCAUAACCGGAGUGUAAGUAAAAACUGGCUCUCAGUAGGUGGUUGAGAACUGCAGGAAAAACAAAAAACAAGUGCUCUGCACAGGAAGAGUGGGGCUUAAAGUAGUAGGUUCGCUCAUCUCUAUCUUUGUGUAGCCCCUUCUUUCCAAGAUUCUCUCUUUUUCCUUAGAUAUGUAGCAAUGUGGGUAUUAUCUUCUAGAAAGACACAUGAAUCAACCACUACAACAAAGCCACCUGAACGUGUUUGCAACUUGAGGCAGGCCUGAGGGAGCCCUGAUCUAGAGUAGUUUAUUUGUGCAAAGGUCCCAGAAGUACCGUAUCUUUUGUGAAAGGUUCAUCCCAGAAGAGGGUACGUGGUGUGAGUGUGACCAAGACCAUCCUUUGUAUCACUGUCCUGUGUAGAAAGAUUGCAAUAAAACUCACUUUCUACAAGACGGAA